Diospyros lotus (date-plum) is the source of this 1587-nucleotide messenger RNA. Its product is annotated as probable protein S-acyltransferase 14. Bases 202 to 1125 code for a protein of 307 amino acids. The transcript is spliced from 7 exons. Gene Ontology annotation, biological process: peptidyl-L-cysteine S-palmitoylation; protein targeting to membrane. The record is from RefSeq and is a predicted model, not a curated record. NCBI's taxonomy places the organism in Eukaryota, Viridiplantae, Streptophyta, Magnoliopsida, Ericales, Ebenaceae. Gene Ontology annotation, molecular function: protein-cysteine S-palmitoyltransferase activity. Gene Ontology annotation, cellular component: endoplasmic reticulum; Golgi apparatus.
AUCGAAACACGCCCUUAGCUGCCUCGGUCCUCCCUUCUCUCUCUCUCUCUCUCUCUCCCCCUGCCUUGUCCUCCUUCCUCCCCCCAACUCCGGUGCGUUGAAUCCGUGGAUGAUAAACCCUCAAAAUCAAAACCCAUUGAGAUAGCUUCAGAUUCAUCCAAACCCACAAAGCAAUAUCUCCCCGUUUGCUCCUUGAUUGUCAUGUAUAGAUCUGGAGCUGUGAUGGCCUGGAAUGUGUUCAAGUUCUGUACGGCCCUGCGUGGCCUGGGCUCAAUCAUGAUCUUGCUGGUCCUCGGAGUUGUCGGCGUCACGUAUUACGCCGUCGUUAUCUCCAAUUACGGCCCGGCUUUGGUCGGGGGUGGUGUCGGUUUUCUCACUGCAGUUGCCGUCUUGAUCUUGUUCCAUAUUCUCUUAGUGAUGCUAUUGUGGAGUUACUUCACUGUUGUCUUUACGGAUCCGGGUAGUGUGCCACCCAAUUGGAGACCUGCCUUGGAUGAAGAGAGAGGUGAUACUGAUCCUUUGACUGCGCCAGAAUUCAAUAGCAUGCCGGGGGACCCAUCAAACCCAAGGAUCCGAUAUUGUCGGAAAUGCAACCAACUGAAACCACCUCGUUGCCAUCACUGUUCUGUGUGUGGGAGAUGUGUGCUGAAAAUGGAUCAUCAUUGUGUAUGGGUUGUCAAUUGUGUUGGAGCAUUGAACUAUAAGUAUUUCCUUCUUUUCCUGUUCUACACAUUUCUUGAGACCACUCUUGUGACAUUAUCUCUGCUGCCGCAUUUUAUAGCAUUCUUUAGUGAUGAAGAGAUACCUGGGACACCAGGCAUGCUGGCAACCACUUUUCUUGCCUUUGUGUUAAACCUGGCUUUUGCAUUAAGUGUAAUGGGGUUUCUGAUUAUGCACAUUUCGUUGGUGGCUGCUAAUACCACAACCAUCGAGGCAUAUGAAAAGAAGACAACUCCAAAGUGGCGUUAUGACCUUGGUCGAAAGAGGAACUUUGAACAGGUGUUUGGGACGGACAAACGAUAUUGGUUCAUCCCAGCUUAUUCAGAAGAAGAUAUACGACGAAUGCCUGCACUUCAGGGUCUUGAAUAUCCAUCAAAACCCGACUUGGAUGCUCAAGAGUUCUAAGCAUGGGAUCCAAGGCCUCUGUUUCUUUCUUUUUAUCCGUAUCUGCAGAGUCCCCGUAACUUGUUCUUACCCAUUUAAUUAGUUGAACAGUGUAACCAAACUGGGCUCCAACCAACUCGCAGAACAACAGGUCCAUUAGACAGAAAGAUCACCAUGCGCAACAGAGCAGCUCUGGUGUAAAAGUAUGCGGAUCACCGAGAAGUGGGGGCUCGAUGUCUGACAGCGUUUAUGUUUCGAGUAUUUAUUCUGGGAAAUCUUGAAGCUGUAAGAUAUUGAAUGCUGGUCCGUGAUCUACUGAUGUUCUUGUAGGUUCUGUAUCGAUCCCAUCAUCAGAAAUAGAGUUUUAUGGAACUGUGUUGUGUUUUUUUUCCAUGAAAACAAGUCUCUAUACACAUUGAAAUACUUGUCAACAUUGAACCGUGUACAAAUUUAUAACCACCCUUUCCGUGUUUGGAAGCUCAA